Arabis nemorensis is the source of this 285-nucleotide messenger RNA. Lineage: Eukaryota; Viridiplantae; Streptophyta; Magnoliopsida; Brassicales; Brassicaceae. The record is from the annotation of a GenBank genome assembly.
AUGAAGUGCGGUUACGUGGUGUCUAGCGGCGGCGCGUGUACCGAGUCGGAUUGGCGCGUGUUGAACACGGUCUCUAGGGUUACGAUUGGAGCCGGAGUUAUAACGACGGCGAAGUGUAUUGAUGACGUGUACGGUGGUGGAACUGAGCUUGGGGAGUUGUUGUAUAUGGGAGGAAGAUUUGAACGAGCCGUAGGGAGUCGUGACUCGGAGGCGUUUUACAUGAUGAACCCGAACAAAAAUGUAGGUCCAAAACUCAGUAUUUUCCUAAAAUACCCGGUUCAAUAG